Molecule: messenger RNA, 6602 nt
Organism: Monopterus albus (swamp eel)
Lineage: Eukaryota; Metazoa; Chordata; Actinopteri; Synbranchiformes; Synbranchidae
Product: capping protein, Arp2/3 and myosin-I linker protein 3-like
Exons: 40
Coding region: 93-4739 (1548 amino acids)
Biological process (GO): cell migration; regulation of Arp2/3 complex-mediated actin nucleation
Cellular component (GO): lamellipodium; plasma membrane
Molecular function (GO): protein binding
Source: RefSeq, a predicted model, not a curated record
AUCCUUUCUGUCUAUUGCUGAGAGGGGGGAGCCAGUGGGGAGGAGGUGGAGAAGACCAAGAGGAGGGGUGGCGAUAGGAAGGAGGAACAGACAUGGCUUCUAAAGAGAUCACUGCCUCUGGUUUCGUCAGUGUAAGCAAGGAUAUCACAGAAAGCAUCAGGAAGAUUAUUGAUAAAUCAUCUAUCAAGUUUGUUCGUGGCAUUAAGCUUGACACCAAAAAUGGCAAAACAGAGGACAGGAUACUGGUCCUCACAACAUGGCGUCUCUAUUUUCUGGCGCCAAAGAUUCCUGCUAAGGUAGAAUCCACAUUCAACUUCUUGGAGAUUCGAGCUCUGAAUUCUCACCCUGAACACCAGGUUGUCAUCGAUACUGACAAGUCCAGCUACUCCAUGAGGUUUGAGUCACGUGAACACCUCAAUCAUGUGGUCAGCCAUAUUAACUUCGCUUUGUCUCGAAUAUUCAGCAACUCAAUUUUUGCCCCUUCCAUCUGUCAUUCAGACAGUGACCUUUCAGAGGGCAGCAGGAAGUAUUCACCCAGCUCAGAGACUUCAGUGGAAACCCAGAGAGCCUGUGGAGGCUUCUCAGAGACCUACGCCGCUUUGUGCGACUAUAAUGGCAUCAGCUGCAAGGAGGAAGUGCAGUGGGAUGUGGACACUAUCUAUCACUCCCAGGACAACCGAGAGUUCAACCUGCUGGACUUCAGCCACCUGGAGAGCAGAGAUUUAGCGGUGAUUGUCGCAUCAAUAGCAUACAACACCUGGUUCACUAAACUGUACUGCAAAGACCUGCGCAUAGGGUCAGAGGUCACAGAGCAGGUCCUGCAUACAGUCAGCAAAUCCUCUAGCCUGGAGGAGAUCACUCUGGAGAACGCUGGGUUAAAAUCAGACUUCCCCCAGAAGAUGUCAGCUGCUCUUUCGGAGAACCCUGCCUCUGUCAUCCAUUCACUGAAUUUGGCCCACAACUCACUGGACAACCAAGGUGUGGCCAACUUAAUCCAGCAGGUGUGCCGCCUCAGCAAAGGGCUUCGUCUGCUCAACCUCUCUAAGACCUCACUCACCUCCAAAGGAGUGGUGUCUCUCUCUCAGGCUUUGUGCUCCAGUGAUGAGUACUCCAACUCCCUACUGCACCUGGACCUGAGCAAGAACCCUGGGGUCCUCUCGGGCGAGGAUGCCUCGAACUUGUAUCUCUUCUUGUCUCAGCCCAACUGCCUGGUCCAUUUGGAUCUGUCAGGCACAGAUUGCUCUGUGGACUCACUAUUUGGGGCUCUUCUGAGGGGGUGUUGCGCUGAUCUCUCCUUUCUGAAUCUUUCCAAAAAUUCCUUCUCUUACAGAAGAGUGAAGGACACAUUGCCGUCGUUCCGUCAGUUUUUCAGCUCAGCCUUCAGCCUCACUCAUGUCAGCCUGGCCUCCAUGAAGCUGCCGCCUGAUGUUCUGAGGGCUCUCCUAACAGGGUUAAUCUCCAAUCCUCAUAUCAAUGACCUUUAUCUGGAUAUCAGUGGCUGUGAGCUAAGAUCUGCAGGAGGUGCUGUAAUUCAGGAACUUUUCCCUAGAGUCUCCUCUAUUGCCACUCUGGAUAUCUCCGACAACGGUCUUGAUGCAGAUUUGCUCACAGUGCUGCCAGCCCUCUCCAGGCACCCCUCACUCAAACAUCUACACCUGGGCAAGAACUUCAAUAUCAAAAACAGGGUUCUGGAUGAAGUCCUGCAGAAGCUGGUUCAGCUCAUACAGGAGGAGGAAUGUGCCCUACACUCUCUGUCCCUGACAGACUCACGCCUGCGCUCCCGGGGCACCAUGCUGGUCAAUGCCCUGGGCAGCAACACCUGCCUGAGAAAAGUGGACCUGAGUGGGAACAACAUGGAUGACAUUGGAGCUAAGAUGCUGAGCAAAGCCCUGCAAAUCAACACUACACUCAGGAGUGUGACAUGGGAUCGCAACAACACCUCUGCAGCAGGAUUUCUCGAUGUGGCCCGAGCACUUGAGCAUAAUUUCACCUUGCAGUACAUGCCUCUUCCCCUAAGUGACAUCAGCCAUGCGUACCGCAGCGCCCCUGAGAGGACAGAACAGGCACUGACCAAGAUCCAGCGUGCUCUGGUGAGGAACAACCAGACCCAGCGUUUCUCCCAGAGACAGGCUCUGCGGCUACAUCAAGGUCUGGUCACGAGCACCGCCGAACAGGUGAUGGAGCGCCUCUGUGUACGAGUCCAGCAGCAGGUGUGUAUAUUGCGAGGUGUCGGGGAGUUGGAGGAAAUUCAAGCUGCUAAACAAGUGCUAAAAGAGGCCAGGAACUCCCGCGCUCUCUACCCUUCACUGUGUGAGCUGGCUCAUGUGCUGUCUGUGGAUGGGCCUGUGCGGCAGAAACUGGACUCUCUGGCUGGUGAACUCACCAAAGCUGCAGACAAGGAGCUUCAGGUGAUCGUGGACUCAAUGGUGUCUCUCUGUCGCGAGCUCUGCCCUUUAUCUUCUUCUGCGGCCGAGAGACUAAAUCCUCCGCUCUCAUCUGUCUCUGAGCGCGUGUCCAUCCCUCGCUCUGCCAUUCGGACUGCUCUGAUGGAAAGAGCUGCACAGGACAUUCACCGAGCCUUAGAAGAAGUCAAGCUGUUUGUGGUUUCCUAUCUCACCAACUCUAUUGUGGACCAAAUCCUGCAGGAGCUCUACUCCACCCAUAAGACCCUUAACCGGCAGGUGUCUCACCUUAAACGGUGGGAGGAGACAUGUGAGGAUGGGACUGUCUGGAGGUUUAACAGACACAGAGACUCUCUGGACAUCACAGAUGAGGAGCUUGGCACCAGCAUAGACACAAUAGCCAUUAAGAAACGCAGCUCAAGAACAAGACGAAUACGACCUGUCUCCACCAGGCUGAGUCUAGGUGAUGACUCCAGCUCCUCUCCACCUCCCUCUGUGCCAUCGUACUCAUCACCGCUAUCCCCCUCUGUAUCCUGGGAGGGCCUGGCAGAGUUGCCUACGCAGGGUCUACCUCUCCACCAUGUUACACGUGUUCGGCCUAGGCCUCCGCGGAGGCACAAGGGAGGGCAUAUCCCUGCUGAGAUGAACUGUAGCGAAAAUGGAGGAAUAAGCCCUCUUGAUGAUGGACUGCCAGAGUUCUACACCAAAAGAGUCCUUCCCGACAGUGAGCUCUCCUCUCUUCACAAAGUUCACUCUCUGAGGAGAAAGAAGAGGAGAAACAUGCUGGCCAUCUUUGGUUUUCGUAAAAACCGCAACCAAACUCUGUCCAAUCAGGGACCCCAGGAGUCUGAAGCAGAGGUUUAUGGAGACGGGUGUAAUACUGGUGACACUGUACCCUCAGGGACAGCCACAGAGAAUGUAUACACACUCCUCCAGGCUCCAAGAUCUGCUGCCAGAGGUGGAUCUCCCGGUGAAGGGGCUGAUGGGAAAAUGAAUGAUCACCAGGGGAAAAGUGCUCUUGUUUUGAGCCCACCACCAGUUAUGGGCAUCCCUCAUCCAGGUGUGGGAGGAAGCAAGCACCCCUUUUACUCUCCCAAAGAGACAUCUGAAGGAGAUGCUGUUCUUGAUCAGCUGGUGGAAGUGGACAGGUACUGGGCGGAUGACAAACAGAGGACAACAGAGGUCCUGCAAGCAGACAUGCAGUGGAUGGAAGUGAGGCAGAGUGAUCAACAUGUAGAGAGGCAGCAGUUUGAGGACAGGCUCCAAGAAAGAACUUUUGGAGAGCCAAGAAUGACCGAGAGACAGACAGACAGGUACUGGACUGAGAGCAGGCAUCCAGACAGACAUAUGGACAGACAGUGGACUGUUGACAAACACACCCAGCGGCAGAUUGACAGAAAGAUAGAAAAACAGUGGGUAGGAGGCAGACAAAUAGAAAGGUCAUGGUCAGAGAACAGGCCGACCGACAUACUGGUGGACAGUCAGUGGACUGAGGGCAGACAUCCGGGCAGAAAGAUGGAGAGACAAGUGCAGGCUCUUCAUUUGGCUCAACGGCCACUGCCACCAUACCCAUCAGACAGGAUGCCCUCCCCAAAACAGGAAACGGAUCCCCUGAAAAACACCGAGGCAGCAGCUACAGGCUGGCAUCAACAGGACACACAGGGAGACAGACACGCGUGUCCUGACAUUGUUGGUGGCUUUACAGAAGAAUGGAGGAGCAGUGGAGGAGGAAUAGUUCGAGCUGCUGUGUGUGCAUCUAAACCCGACCCCCCAUCCCAAAGCAGCAAGCCCAGCCUGUCCAAACUGAGGCAGAGACAUCAGCAUGAGAGCUCAGAUGCUCUACCAGAUACCGAGGAGGAAGGAGACACAGACAGGGAUCCUGGGAAGGUGGAAAAGAAAGAAAAAGAAAAAAGAAGAGAUUCGGAGGGUCAUCCUCCUCCAGUUCCUGAAAGGGUGGGAAAUAAUAUUGGUCCCAUUUUUCUUAUCUUUCCAAAGGCAUCCUCGUAUGUGGCUUUUUCAAAAGAAUCAGCCAAUGAGAGGAACUUGCCUCCUCCUCCUGUGCCGCCUCCUGUCAGCAGGCCUGUGCAUGGACUACCAGACAGAGCAGCAAGUCAAGGUGAUGAAGGACUCAGACCUCAAGCACCAGUAAAACCACAGAGAAACAGAAAGGCCAUGUCUUGUGAUGCAGGCACUGACAGGGAAAGCCCCAAUAACGUUGAGAAGCCCCCAAAUCGCAAACCCCCUGUGAAAAAACCUAGACUACCCCAAAACAGAAAUAAGUCCCUGGACUUGUCUGAUAGCAUCAACUCAGCACCUGGUCACAGCGAGCUGCUGUGAUGCGAAGGGUUGCCAUGACAACUGUGAAGCAUUUCAUCCAACAAGGAAACAAAGACACACACGAGGAGUGGAGAGAAAAUGUGCAAUAGGCAACAUGACAGACAUAAUUAGUUCUGUUGAAACACUCACAUUUCUUAAUGUCACAGCCUCCCUCUUCACCACCACUGUAUUUUUGUCUUUGCAUAAAAAACUCAAUUUUGUUUGUUUUGUUUUCGUGGAUACAGCAUUUUAACAGCAUUUGCUACUUUAGAAAACCCAAACUAUCACUGUCUUUUGUGUCGGUGGAUGGUGGACUUAGCACUCAGACAUUGUGGCUUUGCUAGACAGAAGAAAAAAUGUCUUUAUUAGAAUGUGAUUUCUUAAAUCUGCAUUUCUGACUGCUGAUACAGUUGACUGCCUUGGUUGACACUUGAAAAUGAGUUGCUUCUUAUCAAAUGAAAUUUGAUGAUUUAUAUCUAGUUUUUGCUUUCAGGAACUGAAAGGUAAUAUAUUUUAUAGAAAAAUAUUAUGUAUGAGCAUCCUCACUGUAUGAAUAAAAACACUAAUGGAAAAACAACUGUGACUAACAUUUUGGUUAAGGGCUACAGCUAACAAUUAGUUUAAUUAAUGAUUGCUGAUUAUUUUGCCAAUGAACUGAAUAACUGAAAUUUGCCUAUAAAUUGUCAAAAAAUUGUGAAAAAUGCCUAUUCGACUUCCCAGAGCUAACAGUAACUUCCUCAAAUUUAGACUGAUCAUCUGUAUAAAUGCCAAAGAUAUUCAGUUUACUCUCAUGUAUGCGUAGUUUGAGAAGCUGGAAUCUAUAACUAUCAUUUAAUUAUCAAGAUAGUUGCUGCCUUGAUGGUCCGUUUUCUGUCGUUAAUCGACUCAGCAUGUGAAGGUCGUUUUUUGACAUGCUUGCUUCCCCCAAGUGGCACAAAUGUGCUACUGCAGGUUCAGAUGUCUCCACCUUAAUACAGUUAUAGCUCGAUGCAUUUAAAACUGCAAAUUGUAUGACUGUAAUCAUUAAUCUGACCAACAUAGUGCUAUGUUUUACCAUAACAAGCAUCCAACUGACUGGUUUGAUUUCUGUGUUCACAGGUGGAUAAAUGUGCUUCGUGCUUUCAUAAAUGCCCUCUCUGGUUGGCAUGGCAACCUCAUACAUGUCAGAAACUGAGAAACAGCAGGGGGCGACUGGUCCCUAUAAAUGAGGCUGCCAGUGGACCUCACAUACACACACACCCAAAUGAUCUGAGUAGAGCAGCACAGUGCAGGUUGUCAUUAGCAACCAUGCCCUGACCUUUUUUCCAAAGAUGCUGUAAUGAGUCAGAUAUGAGAAUAGGCCUACUGCCAUAGAGCAAGGAAAUAUUCACAGUUUGUUGAAAUGGAGAUAAAGGGGCUGGUUUUCCACCUAGUCAGUAAUUUUUAACGAGAAAACAGCCUCUGGGGAAAUGCUAAGGAGUUUUUUAGUUGACUUGAGACUAAUUGCUGUGAUAAAUGUUAAAUAUCACACAUAUAUAUUUUAUAAAUGCAUCUCUGCCAUUAUCAUUCAGCCACCAUUUCCUUGUUAAUUCAUCACUGCAGUUUUCCAGAUAAAAGAUGAUUUAAUAUCCUGUCCUGCAUCCACCCUUACCUCAGGCACUCUGGGCUGUCUCUCUCCUGAAGCAGUUUAACAUCUCAAACUUUGAUCUAUGGUCAGAUUAGAGGCAGCAUAUUGGCAGUCUGUGCAACAGCGACUUCAUAACAGUACAGUGAAAUAUAACCCUAUUGUUGGUUUGAACUUUGGUUUGAAGUGGAGUCCACGGUGGUGAGUUCUCACUUGUAAUAAUAUUCCCCUAAAAUAAAUGGAGUCCACUCUUAACUGAUGAACUCUGGAGAGCAGCAUAG